This is a messenger RNA of Hordeum vulgare subsp. vulgare (domesticated barley), 949 nucleotides long. RefSeq names its product 2'-deoxymugineic-acid 2'-dioxygenase-like. The record is from RefSeq and is a predicted model, not a curated record. Lineage: Eukaryota; Viridiplantae; Streptophyta; Magnoliopsida; Poales; Poaceae. Bases 1 to 738 code for a protein of 245 amino acids. The transcript is spliced from 4 exons.
AUGAGAUUUGUUCUCAGCGCGCUGGCCGUCGGUCCCAGGCUGACACGACGGAAACGAUGGAUUGAUCGAGCAGUCAGCACCUGCCUCCGCCUCGCCUGCCCCUUCCCAGUUGACGACAGCAUCAACGAAUGGCCCGAUACUCCCAAAGGGCUCCGGGACGUUAUCGAAAAGUUCACCAGCCAAACCAGAGAUGUAGGGAAGGAAUUGUUGCGCCUCUUGUGUGAGGGUAUGGGGAUCCGGGCUGACUACUUUGAGGGAGACCUUAGCGGGGGUAAUGUGAUCCUCAACAUCAACCACUAUCCAUCUUGCCCGAAUCCAGACAAAGCGCUUGGACAGCCGCCACAUUGUGACCGAAAUGUCAUCACCCUCCUACUCCCUGGCGCUGUCAAUGGCCUCGAGGUCUCCUACAAGGGGGACUGGAUCAAGGUUGACCCUGCACCUAACGCAUUUGUCGUCAACUUCGGCCAACAACUCGAGGUUGUGACAAAUGGGUUGUUAAGGAGCAUAGAGCAUCGUGCGAUGACAAACUCGGUGCUUGCACGCACAUCGGUGGCUACCUUUAUUAUGCCUACUCAAGAAUGUAUUAUUGGUCCCGCGAAGGAGUUCCUUAGUGAAGAAAACCCACCGUGCUACCGCACCAUCAUGUUUCGUGACUUCAUGCGCAUCUACAAUGUUGUCAAGCUUGGGUCAUCGCUCAAUCUCACAACCAAUCUCAAGAACGUUCAGAAGGAGAUAUAAAUCAAAUCUACAAGGCUCCUUCAAGAUCUGGAAUUAUCCUAUUCCCACUUGUUAUGUUUCUUACGUAUGCCACAGAUCUCAGUUGUGUCCAAUUGUUGCUAUGCAACAACUACAUGCACUUUGAUGAUUUGUAGCAACAAAAGUAAUAAAUGCCUGAUGAGUAUAAGACGUUAAUCGUCUUAAUGCUCAUUUGUUGUGUUUUGUUUGUAAA